AUUAAAAUUUUAUUCAAUGAGUGGAGUGAGAGCUUUCCCUAUCAAUUGCUGAUUGGCACUGGUGUAGCACUCAUGGCACUCGUUCUUCUCGCAGCAGUGAGCUUGCAGUGCUCAUCCACGUGGAAGUGGCUCCUAGGUGUCGCUAGGCAAGAGAGUGACGAUGACACCGAUGGAGAAUUGUCGCAGCAGAAUGCCAUACGCAUCAGUCAUUCGUUGCCUGAUUUGCAGUCUGAGCCGAUUACUCAUGAGUACGUGCAGGAGCAGAAAGAUAGUAAAAAGCAUGUCCUACGACAAACAACUCUUCCAAUUGUUCCAACGAGGCACCAAACUUUCCAACGUCAGCUGUCCCAUCGUCUCGAUCUACCCAAUAUUAAAUUCAGCAUCUGCAGCUUGGAGAACCGCAGUGACUCGAGCCUCGGUCUCAUCAAGCCGGAGUUGUACAAGAAGGAUUUGACGAGGCAGGAGAGUACCGAGAGCUCCAGCACUGUAGAAAUGGAAUACGCUGGCAAGCUUCACUUUGCACUGAGAUACGACAAGGAAAUUGAUGGACUACUUGUUAAGGUCUUGGGAGCGAGGGAACUGCCCAUCAAAGAUGUAACUGGCAGUAGUGAUCCUUACGUCAAAGUACAUCUCCUCCCGGACAGGAAGAAGAAGUUUCAAACCAAGGUCCAUCGAAAAAAUUUGAAUCCCAUUUUCAACGAGACCUUCAUCUUCAGCGUUCCCUAUGACGACUUGAGGGAGCGAUAUUUGCAGUUUUCCGUAUACGACUUUGAUCGAUUCUCCCGACACGAUUUGAUUGGACAGGUUGUACUUAAGGGACUGUUGGACUGCACCACCUUGGAGCAAGAGAUCGAAUAUACGAUGGAUAUACUCUGUGCAAUGCAGGAGAAGGUGGAUUUGGGUGAGUUGAUGUUGACGCUCUGUUACUUGCCGACUGCGGGGCGUCUCACAGUGACAGUCAUCAAAGCGAGAAAUCUGAAAGCAAUGGAUAUCACAGGCUCAUCAGAUCCGUACGUGAAAAUAUACCUUUUAUGCCAGGGAAAGAGAAUAAAAAAGAAAAAAACAACUGUGAAGAAGAAUACACUGUUUCCAGUGUACAACGAAUCCCUAGUAUUUGAUGUGCCAGCUGAUAAUGUCGAAGACGUUAGUCUCAUAGUGAAAGUGAUCGAUUACGACAGGAUUGGCUCUAACGAAUUGAUGGGCUGUACGGCUGUGGGCGCUAGUUUCAUUGGAAUUGGUAGAGAUCACUGGCUUGAGAUGUUGGAUAAUCCGAGAAAACCAGUGGCACAGUGGUAUCCACUAAUGGAAACAGUGGCUGGUCACAUUCCAACUGUGUCCUCAGAGCCGCUUCCUGUCAGCCUGAGUUGCUUGAACAGUAGAUGAAAUUGGGGCCAUUGAAGCCGCUAAUUGGCGGAGGCUCGCCACUAACGUUGUGUACGUGAAACUUUCGAGGAAGCAAAAACUCGUCCCCACCUGUAAUUCUAUGCACAAGCUUG
This is a messenger RNA of Diachasma alloeum, 1496 nucleotides long. Its product is annotated as synaptotagmin-10. Gene Ontology annotation, molecular function: phosphatidylserine binding; clathrin binding; calcium ion binding. The annotation marks the transcript as partial. The record is from RefSeq and is a predicted model, not a curated record. Gene Ontology annotation, cellular component: membrane. Lineage: Eukaryota; Metazoa; Arthropoda; Insecta; Hymenoptera; Braconidae. The transcript has 10 exons. Gene Ontology annotation, biological process: regulation of dopamine secretion; cellular response to calcium ion; regulation of calcium ion-dependent exocytosis.